This is a messenger RNA of Hyposmocoma kahamanoa, 324 nucleotides long. RefSeq lists its product as uncharacterized. Lineage: Eukaryota; Metazoa; Arthropoda; Insecta; Lepidoptera; Cosmopterigidae. The record is from RefSeq and is a predicted model, not a curated record. The annotation marks the transcript as partial. The transcript has a single exon.
AUGGUGCUGCUGGGGCCCAAGGUUGGCAGUUUGCGUAAAUUAGUGGCUAUUUGUGAGGCUUAUGCUGAAAAACAUGGUCUGAAGUACAGCUCCAAAAAGAGUGAGCUAGUGGUAUAUAAAGGCAGAAACAGACCUCCUGUUUACCUCAAUGGUUCGCUAUUGCAAAGAGUUGCGCAGUUUAGGUACCUUGGGCACAUUGUGAACGAAGACCUGAAAGAUGACUGCGAUAUAGAAAGGGAACGCAGGGCGCUGUCAGUAAGGGGGAAUAUGCUGGCUCGGAGAUUUGCUGGUUGUUCACUUGAUGUCAAGGUCACGCUUUUGAAG